GAAAUACGUUACAGUUAAUAACAAACCACAAUGAAAUAUAACACUGUAUAAAUAGCUUUCAAAUCCAUCUUGGGUCAAUGUAUGGCUACUAUAUGUUCAAAGUACGAGUAAAGAAUGAUAACCAAGGAUCGCAAUAGCACACCCGGCUUGAAACGAACAGCUUAGCCAAAAAAACGCUUGCCAAAGAAAAUCAUUUGAACUAUUUAUCUAGUAUUCUGGAAGCUGAAGGUUUGAAACAUGAAAGAGUUAUGACGCCUAGACUUACCAGAAGUCACAGAUUCGAUGCCUCUCCUGAUAAUCGGGGUAGUAAUCAACAUAUAAGCGUGAAAUAUCAGAACAAUUUACCAACCAGGAAACUCUUUGAAUUAGCCUCACAAACGAGAAGAUACAACCUAACCAUGACUGGUUUCCUUCGACAUCAUGGAAUAACCGAGAAAAAACAUAUACCAAGGACUGAAUUACAAAGUUGUGGAUAUCGGGCAGCGUUUGGAGUCAAGAGUAGGGCCUUAAAAAGCUAUCUACCGUCACAUUUUCUAAUACUGCUAGCGACUAAUUGAAUUAUGAAGAACUUGAUAACUUAGAAGAAGCAUGCAAUACAGUGUCCACUUUGGACGCAGGUGAUAAUAGUCAGUGAAGUGGCUGCUUGUACGACAGUAUUUCUUAGUACUCAAAGACAAAGAAGGAAGACCAAUCACUGAGAUUCAACAACAGCGCAACAGAUGGGCAGAGUACUUCGAGGAACUCCUGAACAGACCGGCUCCAAUGAAUCCACCGGACAUCGAAGCAGCACACACAGAUCUUCCUAUAAAUGUCAAUCUACCAACGACAGAAGAAAUCAGAAUGGCCGUCAGACAAAUCAAGAGCGGGAAAGCAGCAGGACCUGACAAUAUACCAGCUGAAGCGUUGAAGUCAGACAUCGAAGUAACUACAAGCAUGCUUCAUCUUCUAUUCAAGAUUUGGGAGGAGGAACAAGUGCCGAUGGAUUGGAAAGAAGGACACCUCAUCAAGAUUCCAAAGAAAGGAGAUCUGAGCAAGUGUGAAAACUACAGAGGCAUUACACUACUGUCAAUACCGGGUAAAGUCUUCAACAGAGUGUUACUGAACAGGAUGAAAGACGCAGUUGACGCUCAACUUCGAGAUCAACAAGCUGGAUUCCGUAAGGACCGGUCGUGCACAGACCAGAUUGCGACACUACGGAUCAUCGUCGAACAAUCAAUUGAGUGGAACUCGUCACUCUACAUCAACUUCAUUGAUUAUGAGAAGGCAUUUGACAGUGUAGAUAGGAGGACGUUAUGGAAACUUCUUCGACACUACGGAGUUCCUGAGAAGAUUGUCAACAUUAUCCGGAACUCAUACGACGGACUACAGUGCAAAGUAGUGCAUGGAGGACAGCUGACAGACGCAUUCCAAGUAAGGACCGGAGUAAGACAAGGCUGUCUACUCUCUCCCUUCCUCUUUCUUCUGGUGGUCGACUGGAUUAUGAAGACCUCGACAUCUGAGAGAAACUACGGCAUACGAUGGACAGCUCAGAACCAAUUAGACGACUUGGACUUCGCAGAUGACCUAGCCCUCCUAUCACAUACACACGAACAAAUGCAGAUAAAGACAGCCAGCAUAGCAGCAGUCUCUGCAUCAGUAGGCCUCAACAUACACAAAGGGAAAACCAAGGUCCUCAAACACAACACGGAGAACAGCAAUCCAAUCACUCUUGAUGGCGAAACUCUGGAAGACGUGGAAUCCUUCACAUACCUGGGAAGCAUCGUCGAUAAACAAGGAGGUUCAGAUGCAGACGUCAAGGCGAGGAUUGGCAAAGCUAGAGCGGCAUUCCUUCAACUGAAGAACAUAUGGAACUCAAAACAACUUUCAACCAAUAUCAAAGUCAGAAUCUUCAAUACGAACGUCAAGGCAGUUCUACUGUACGGAGCUGAAACUUGGAGAACUACAACAACCACCAUCAAGAAGGUACAGGUAUUUAUUAAUAGCUGUCUACGCAUGAUACUCAACAUCCAUUGGCCGGAAACCAUCAGCAACAGCCUUUUGUGGGAGAGAACCAACCAGCUUCCAGCUGAAGAGGAAAUUAGGAAAAAACGAUGGAAAUGGAUAGGACAUACAUUGAGGAAAUCAUCAAACUGCAUUACGAGACAAGGGCUAACUUGGAAUCCUGAAGGGAAGCGGAAAAGAGGAAGGCCAAAGAACACAUUACGUCGGGAAAUAGAAGCAGAUAUGAAAAAGAUGAAUAAGAACUGGAAAGAGCUUGAAAGGAUUGCCCAGGACAGGGUUGGAUGGAGAAUGCUGGUGAGCGGCCUAUGCUCCUUUACGAGGAGUAACAGGCGUAAGUAAGUAAGUAAGUAAUUUCUUAGUACUCACAAACACAAGGGUAAGGUCUUGAAGUAAAACAUUAUGAACAACAACCAAAUCUCACUUUAAUGGCGAGACUCCAGAAGAGAUAAAAGCCUUUAACUACUUGAAUAACACUAAUAAACAAAGAGGAUUCGAUGUAGAUGUCAAGGCAUGGAUUGGAGAAAUAAAUGACAACAUUCCUAAGAUUCCGAAAUGUUUGGAAAUCAGAAUGAACGUCACUAAAGAUGAAAGUCGGAAGUCUCAUCACAAACGUUAAGCAAGUUCUACGAGGCCGAAACCUAGAUGACUACCACAACCAUCACCGAAAAAAUGCGCAUAUUUAGGAACAUCCACCUAUGAAACGUACAUCAGACCCAGUGUUCAGAUGACAUUAGCAAAACAGCUGCAACCUGAGAUAAUAGUUAGGAAAAGACCAUGAAGCGUGGUAUCGGCAAUUAGAGAAAGACGACCAGGAAACGGCUGCGAGGGGGAAACUCAUGAUAGGGAGGUUUGGAUAUCUAUAGUCAUGAGCCAAUACCCCAUCAGAAAAUCUAGGUUUCGGUUAUAAUAAUGACUAGAUUUAAGUACUUUUUAAAAAGCACGUACAGGAAGCGUUCAGUUAUGAUUGCCUAUAUAUUAAUCAAAAAACUUAAUUAUGUAAGACUUCAGGAUAUUUAUGAUGAAGCUCAUUUCAAAACGUUUGAAAUAUUUAUAUAAACAAUCAUGAGUAUAAAAUAAAAAAUUCAUUGAAAAUUGAACUUAAUUUGUACUAUUUAAAAAACCUAUUUAACACUGUUGAGGGUGCAAACCAAACUUCAAUAACUCAGUGAUUUUCAAAAAUUAUAAAGUCAAAGGACAGUUGAUACAAAGCAUUAGGAAUGAGAUGAAAAUUUACAUAACACUGAUUCCAGCCAGAUUAAGGGAUUACAUUCACAUAAAACAAGUAAAAAACACUUUAAACUACGAGGUCAGAAAACACGCUUCUUUAAAAACAGCGACGUAGAUGUUUAACAUAUGAAAUAUAUUCGCCUAGAUCACUAUGAACUCGCUCAUGAUAAGUGAAGACUUGGUGAUCGCUAAUUAUUUAAAUUCUCAAUAGCUUAAUGGCAAAUCAGAAAGUGAACAACCAGCUGAGGAGAAAACCAGAAAGCAAGUUUAUUAGGGAGAUAUGUGUUGCAGAUAGUGCUGUAAAAAGUUUAUUGUUGGAAAAUGAAUACGAUUACCAAAUAAAAUGAUAAAACCACGGGUUUCUUGUAAUAAGAGAUAAAAGUAUUCAAAACCUAACAAAAAUCUAAGGUAUUUCAGUGUAAUUUUUUUUAUCGUUUAAAGAUUAUACGUAAUUUAUUCUCAUUUGAAAUAAUUUUUGAAUGCGUACACUCGUUAUUAGUGAUAGAUCAUAUUUUUCCUAACACACACAAUAUUAUCAAUUAAAAUUCAAAAGCAUUUUGAUUCAUUUAAGUGACGGUAAUAAACGAGAAAGCCUGAGCAGAAUGUCUCUCAACGUAAAAGGCUUCACCGCCAAUACGACCUUGAUCUCAAAUCGUUGU
This is a messenger RNA of Schistosoma spindalis, 3887 nucleotides long. NCBI's taxonomy places the organism in Eukaryota, Metazoa, Platyhelminthes, Trematoda, Strigeidida, Schistosomatidae. The record is from the annotation of a GenBank genome assembly.